Siniperca chuatsi (mandarin fish) is the source of this 3288-nucleotide messenger RNA. RefSeq names its product chemokine-like receptor 1. The record is from RefSeq and is a predicted model, not a curated record. The coding region runs from base 338 to 1366 and encodes 342 amino acids. Gene Ontology annotation, molecular function: G protein-coupled receptor activity; complement receptor activity. Lineage: Eukaryota; Metazoa; Chordata; Actinopteri; Centrarchiformes; Sinipercidae. Gene Ontology annotation, cellular component: plasma membrane. Gene Ontology annotation, biological process: complement receptor mediated signaling pathway; phospholipase C-activating G protein-coupled receptor signaling pathway; inflammatory response. The transcript is spliced from 2 exons.
UAUAUAUAUAUAUGCCUCUGUGUGUGCUGUGUGCACUGUUUAUAGGCCUAUAUACAUUUGUAGAUCGCCUAUGUAGAUAUGUGUACAUAUGAAGACACGUUUGCUUUAGAAAAUAUGAAAACUGUUUAUUACAGUGCCCGAACAGUGUAAGUGUGUACAAGAGAUUUAAAAGUUUAGAAAAAGAAAUUGUGCUUGCUGCCUGUGGCUCCGCCUCGACGUGGGCGUUGACGUCACAUUACUACCCAUCAAUCAGCCUAUAUUGAUCUGUCAGUUUGAGUACUUCUGCUACGGAUUCAUCAUCAGCCGACUGGAGAGCUUUGAGAAAGGUCUCAAUACAAUGAUGGAGAUGAACUCUACCUCUUCCAAUCACAGCAAUACAACACAUGUAUCUGAGUCUGUUGACCAGCAUGCUGAGCUGAGAAAGUCUCUCUACACAAUGACUCUGAUUGUUUACUGCCUGGCCUUUGUUCUCGGUGUGCUCGGGAAUGGAGUGGUUAUCUGGGUGACCGGGUUCAAGAUGAAGAAAACAGUUAACACAGUUUGGUUCCUCCACCUUGCUGUGGCCGACUUCUUCUUCACAGCAAUCCUGGCCCUGAGUGUGACGUACCUGGCUUUGGAUUUCCACUGGCCUUUCGGCAAGUUCAUGUGCAAACUGAACAGCACAUUAAGCUCCCUGAACAUCUUUGCCAGUGUUAAUAUUCUGAUGGUGAUCAGUGUGGACAGAUGUGUUUCUGUGGUGUGGCCCGUCUGGGCCCAGAACCACCGAAGUGUACGCAAGGCGUCCUGUGUGAGUCUGGGUGUUUGGGUACUGGCUCUGAUUCUCAGCACUCCAUACUUUGUCUUCAGGGACACUGGGUCAUCACAUAACAAUGACGACAUCAUCAACUGCUUCAACAACUUCGCCCUUUCUGAUGAUUAUGAAAACCUGUCUGUGUUUCAGCUGGCACAGUUUCGUCAUCAGGCCGUGACCAUCACCCGCUUCCUCCUGGGAUUUGUUGUCCCCUUCACUGUCAUUGUCUCCUGUUAUGCUGUUAUAAUCCAUCGUCUCAGAAGAAACCGCAUCCUGGCCAGCCAGUCAAAUCACGCCUUUAAGAUCAUCGCUGCUGUUAUCAUCGCUUUUUUCCUGUGCUGGGCUCCCUUUCACAUCAUGGCUCUAAUUGAGAUGGUGAAUGACAUCGCUACUAAUCGAAGUGAAACAUUAGACUAUGUCAUCACUAUUGGGAUCCCUAUAACCACCAGCCUGGCCUUUCUCAACAGUUGCUUGAACCCACUGCUGUAUGUGUUCAUGGGCCAAGAUUUCAAGGAUAACAUCCGCAAAUCCAUCCUCAAUGUAUUUGAGAAUGCUGUCAAGGAGGAGGUUUCUUGACUCACAGCAGUGCAUUCACUCUGCACCAUUUUAGAGCUAAAGGCUAUUGUAAAAUGACAUUUCCUGGACAAAUAAGAACCCAGCAGUCAUUUAAAAAUAGGUAUUACAUCAGUUUCCAUCUGUCAGAAAACAACAGAUUUUAAUUACCAAUCUCUUGCCUGUAUGUGACAGCAAGGAAAACACAAAGUCCCAGUUGUUUUUAGGUCAUACGAUGAUUGUUAUUGUAGUUUUUAUUGCUAUCAUUAUUUUCUAUUAUUAAAAUAACAGAUACAAGAUAUCCGCUUUUGUUGCUCAUAGUCUUUCUAAUUAUUAUUAUAGACUUUCUUCAGAAUAUUGAGUGACCAGCAGAGGGAACUGUUUUACAUAUUUCAGUACAGGCCAGGUCAUUGGCUAAUUGAUCAGGUCUUGAAAAGAGUUCUGCCUCUUAACUUCACCUACAAUACUUUCAAUAUGGUAGAUCGGAUAGAUGGUAAUAUUGUACAAUAAAUUGUAGAUCCAUUUGUGAUGCAUUUGUGGGAUGAAUCAUUUUGAAACAAUGGAAAGAUGAAAUGUUUUUUUGUUGAAAAGUGUAUUUAUAUAGCCCUCCUCCGAACCAGAAAAACAAAGUGCUAUCCAAGGGGAAAAAAGAAUGAAAUCAGAAAAAGUAUAACACACACAUAAAAUCCAAACAUGCAGACAAAUUUGCCCACAUUGAAUAACCUGUAGAGCAAGUGUCUACAUUUACCUUCGGAGUGACAAUGGUACUUCUUCUCUAUGCUCUUUGACUCACAGCAGUGCAUUCAGUCUGUACCAUACUAGACCUGGUGGAUAUGUGAUAUGUGGGUGCCAUCUUUUUGACAAGAGAAAUCAGUCAUAAUUUCAAAAUAGGUAUUACAUUAGUUUAUGGUUGAAUAUGUGCACAAUACAAGCAACAAAAACAUUAGAUUUGUUUGACAAAGGGAACUGUGUGUUUUCCCUCUGUCACAUACUGUACACUCCACAUGUUGAUAGUAUAUCUGUGCCUGUACGUUACAGCAAAGAAAACAAGCAACAAAACAAGUUGUUUAUAGGCCAUAAUUGUCGACUGUAUUGAUAAUUAAAAGGCUGGCACAUCAACUAAUAACAUAGUAAUAGAUUUUGCCACAUUGUGCCUUACUUGCCAUAGAAUAUAGUAGGCUGUAAACUAAUGUAUAGAAGAGAUUUAACUGAAUGUAGAAUAUACAGUGUGAAAUAGUGUCGCUGAGUCGCUGUACUAACAGGCUUAUAGCAAGUUAGUUUCCCAACUUCCCCCUCACACCCAACUCAACCCAGCCACUGAUCACGUUAUGUGUGCACUUGACAAAAUUUGGCACAUGACAGGGACCACACAGGCCAUCUUUGGGUACAUACAAAGUGAAAGUGAAGUGGUCAAGUGCUAGGUUUAGUAUAGCUCAUUUUGUCUGUAUAGUAAUGUUUAUUAAAUAAAUCACCCUGAAAUGUUUAUUUCUCAUGCUGCCUGCCAUGUGACUUUUGACUGCUACAUGUCCACUGCAUGCUUUGAUAAACAACUUGUUUACAUUUGUUAUUCAGCACAGGGAAAGGCUAAUGUAAGUCUAAUAAAUAAAUAUUAUAGUAACUAUGAGAUUAUUAUGCUUGCAGUAGCAGCUGCAUUGUAUACUUAGUUUAGUUGGACCUUUCAUCAUUGUUAGUUGUUUGUUUUGUUUUUUUUAAAUUAUUUUUUUGUUAUUUUAUGCUUUUAUUUGAUAGUUAUAAUAGAGAGAGAGGAAGUGUGGGAAAAGAGAGUAGGGGAAUGAAAACAAUGUCAAUGGUGAUUUGAUUGUUUUUUGCUGUUGUUUUUCAGCCCUAGUGGCCAACUCUACUAAGGGUUUAUAAAUGUUGAUAAUGAUGAUAACUGUUAUUGUGAUUCUUCUUGUUACCAUUAUUAAAAUAUUAUUCGGACUUGA